Molecule: messenger RNA, 2130 nt
Organism: Hydatigera taeniaeformis
Lineage: Eukaryota; Metazoa; Platyhelminthes; Cestoda; Cyclophyllidea; Taeniidae
Source: the annotation of a GenBank genome assembly
AUGGCUCUUAUCCUUGUCUGGGGUCUUUUAUGCAUAUCAAUCUUUGUGGCUGCUCACGAUCAAUGUUCCCUUCUUUGUGCCUCAGGAGUUUGUUGUGAUGGCGCCAAUGGACUCCAGCAAUGUUGUCCAAUUUCGGGUGGCAUCUGUUGUGAAUCCGGCACUACUUGCUGUCCACGAGGCACAGUUUGUAACUCUGAUGGUUCUUGCACACGGCUAGAUUCUGGUUUCUUUGGAUUAAUGGGCUUUUUCACUCCGUCCCCAGCGAUAUCUCAGCUUCCUACCGAAAAUCCCACCGUAACACCGGCGACAAAGGUCAGCUCUAACUUGGAUUCCUGUCCUAGUGUCUGUGGAAGUCUCUGUUGUCCCUUUGUCGAUAGUGUCUGUUGUAAGGAUGGAAAGCACUGUUGUCCAUCUGGCUAUCAGUGCGAUGCCUCAACCAAGUCUUGUCGUCUUUUGCUUCACAGCAGCCACGCCUCCUCAGGUGGUCGAGACUGCUCUCUCACUGACUCGGGGUGUCGCAACACCGAAACAUGCUGUAUUAUGUUCGAUGGUAGCAGAGGCUGUUGUCCCUAUGAGGAAGCGGAUUGUUGCUCUGACGGCUACCACUGUUGUCCAAGAGGCACGCGAUGCAACAGUGGAUCGGAUGGAUGCGUGCCCAAGUCGGGUGCGUGGGUGAAUCCUUUCGAGCCCUCCGAUCGCCUAAUCGGUAGAAAGAGUGUCAAGUGUCCAGAUGGGAAGUCUGCCUGUCAUAAAGGCUCCACGUGUUGCAAUACUGGCGGACCUAAUGCUGCCUCCGCGUGCUGUCCACUGGAGAAUAACCCCUAUGUGGUUUUCUGUGUUAAGCCGCAAAGACAUUUUAGUACUUUCAUACCAGUUAGCAAAUUGGAAGGUAAUAUCAAGCUUGACUUAUAUGUCACUAAUCGACUGCUUGGUUUGAUUGUUUCCGGUCUACUAGCUUUAACUGAGAAAGUUGUGGAACGGGAAUACUUCUUCACACACUCCUCUUUCCAGGCCAUUUGUUGUGAAGAUGGAGAGCACUGCUGUCCUCAGGGCUACGUCUGCGACUCUAGAAACGGUGGUUCUUGUAUCUUGAAAUCUAAUACUUCACUUGCCACCAUUGUUUCCGAAGCGGUUUUUAAGCAUUCUCCUGGAGAAAUGGUGAUAUGCGAUGAUGGAAGUUACUGUGAGGGUCCCAAUGUAACCUGCUGCAAGUUUUCUGAUGGUUCUUGGGGCUGUUGUCCGUUCUCGAAUGCCAUUUGUUGCUUGGAUCACGUGCACUGCUGUCCCAAUGGCUAUUCCUGUUCAUUCAAUCAGUGCAUCAAGUCUGGCUCUAACGGCAAUUUCUUGACGCCUUGGAGGUACAAACAACCGGCAAAGAAGGCCAAUUCCGACAGCAACACGUGUGAAGAUGGCACCACCAUAUGUCCGAGCGAUAUGACUUGUUGCCUGACCGAUGACAACUCUUACGGAUGCUGUCCGUUUCCCAAUGCCGUGUGUUGUUUGGAUCGUGAGCAUUGUUGUCCGUCCGGUUAUACAUGCGAUGUGGCCAACAGUGCCUGUGUUCCCAACGGCGACUCCUCAUCGGCUAUCCCAAUGAGCUCAAAAGUCCUACCGGCCUCGAGUGGCACGCAUGCUGAGACGUGCGCUUCAAACUCAACACCUUGUUCCACCGAUGGCAAGGUCGCUUGCUGUUCUCUCACAAAUCGCUUUCUUUUGAAAAUGUCCGUCCAAAUAGGCUCCAGCACUAAUGCUAGCUCGGAAAAUGCCAAUGGCGAGGCUGGGCUGUCUGCUGCUCGGACGGAUUGCACUGCUGUCCGAAGGGCUUCGUCUGCGCCGUCAAUGGUUGGUGUACCAAGGAGGGGGAUAGAAAUUUGCUUGACGGCUUUGUCCGAGCACCGCGUCUCCUGCCUCCGCACUGAGUUCAGCCAACUUCCCUUGGGUCGGUUGGCUAAUAUUUACAUUUCCUCCUACACACAGCGCAUCUCUGAGAUUCGCGAGGACACUGUCCAAUUCAGCCUGCGUGAGUCAACUGAAUUGCAAUUUUGUCUUUGUAAUUACAAAUCAAAUCGACUGCAUUGUCCAUUCUAUGCAUAUCAAAAUUUAGGAAACCAGACUCUUAGUUAUGGAUAA